CUUCAUAAGGACCAUGAGUGACAUUCUUUUUCUCUCCUCCACGUACCACCAACUUUGGAGCAAACAAAAGGGGAUAUCAAGAUGAAAUAUGUACUAGUUUCCGGAGGUGUUAUUAGCGGUAUUGGAAAAGGUGUGAUUGCCUCUUCCACUGGUUUAUUGCUAAAAACCUUGGGAUUAAAAGUUACCAGUAUUAAAAUCGAUCCAUAUAUGAACAUUGAUGCUGGCACCAUGUCACCAUUAGAACACGGAGAGGUUUUUGUAUUAAAUGAUGGUGGUGAAGUUGAUUUGGAUUUGGGAAAUUAUGAGCGUUAUUUGAAUGUUACAUUGACUCAUGAUAAUAACAUUACCACCGGUAAGGUUUACUCAAAAGUUAUUGAGAAAGAACGCCGUGGUGAUUAUCUUGGCAAAACUGUGCAAAUUGUCCCCCAUGUUACCAACGAAAUCCAAGAUUGGAUUGAACGUGUUGCUCGUGUGCCGGUUGAUCAGAGUGGUGAAGAACCAGAUGUUUGUAUUGUCGAACUCGGUGGUACGGUUGGCGAUAUUGAAUCUGCUGCUUUUGUUGAAGCUAUGCGUCAAUUUCAGUUCCGUGUUGGACGCGAUAAUUUUGUGUCGAUUCACGUAUCUCUUGUUCCCGUUAUCAACGGUGAACAAAAAACGAAGCCCACUCAACAAGCUAUUAGAGAUCUUCGUAGUCUAGGUAUUAUGCCUGAUUUAAUUGCCUGCCGCUGCAAGCUGCCCCUUGAGGAAAAUGUUAUUGACAAGAUUUCUCUAUUUUGUCAUGUUGGUCCUGAACAGGUUUUGGCUGUUCAUGAUGUUUCCAGCACUUAUCAUGUUCCUCAACUUCUUGAAAACAAAUUAUUAGAUUUCCUUAAGACGCGCUUUAAGUUGGAUCAGAUUUCUAUCAGCCCCAAUCAUGUGAAUGCCGGUUCAGUGAUGUGGAACUCUUGGAAACUUUUAACUUCCGGUCACGACCGUCUUUUCCAAAAGGUUACCAUUGUCCUUGUUGGAAAAUACACACAUCUUAAAGAUUCCUACAUUUCUGUUAUCAAGGCUUUGGAACACUCUGCUAUGCGUUGUGGACGAAAGCUUGAUUUACAAUGGGUUGAGGCUUCUCAUUUGGAGGCAAGUAUGAAUGGGACUGAUCCCCUUAGUUAUCACAGAGCUUGGCACUUGGUGUGCUCUGCAAACGGUAUUUUGAUUCCUGGUGGAUUUGGUUCCCGUGGUAUAGAAGGAAUGAUUGCUGCUGCUCAAUGGGCCCGUGAGAACAACACUCCUUAUUUGGGUAUUUGUCUCGGUCUCCAAGUUGCCGUCAUUGAAUUUGCUCGUCACGUUUGCGGUGUUGAACAUGCUACUUCUGAAGAGUUUGUACCUCAGUCUGAUGAGCAUGUUAUUGUUUACAUGCCUGAAAUUAAUAAAGAUAAGUUGGGCGGUACCAUGCGAUUAGGCUUGCGCCCUACUAUCUUCCAGCCCGAUAGCGAAUGGAGUAAGCUUCGUAAGCUUCACAAAAAUUCUAAAGAAGUCCUCGAGCGUCAUCGUCAUCGUUAUGAAGUUAACCCUAAGUACGUUGAACUUUUGGAACAAAAGGGUCUUACGUUCGUCGGUAAAGAUGAAAAGGCUGAGCGUAUGGAAAUUAUCGAGAAGCGAGAUCAUCCUUACUUCGUUGGUGUACAAUAUCACCCCGAAUAUCUUUCUAAGCCUUUAAGACCAUCUACUCCUAUUUUUGGUUUGGUCGCCGCUAGUGCUGGCUUACUUGACGAGUUUAUUAGUUCCGGAGAACCCGUGGAAUGGACUGAUGUUUCUCAUUUUAAUGCUGAGUCCGCUCUUGCUGAUUCAUCAGAAUCUGUGGAGGUUACCAGCCAAGCUACUAUAGUUUCUACCGAUUAAUUAGUUUAAAUCGUAUUUCUCAGUUCUUCUCGGAGAAAAAAGAUGGAUUGGCUCAUUGUCACUCACUUUAUAUUUUAUGAAUACUAAAGGUUUUGGUUUUGGUACUUGGUUAACACUUUGGUUUGUUUUAAUAAUACACUUGAUUUCAAUUUUCAAAUGUUAAAUCAUGUGUCGUAUUGAAUAGACACUCACAAUACUAUUUAUUUUUUAAGUAAAACUCAUUUGGAGGUUUUAAGAAUAGUAUAGGAUCUUGUAGAUUCAAAUCACACAUGUGUUUUGCAUAUUAUUUAUCUCUCAGCGAAAGCUGUUGUGAAUAUUAGUACAGUGCUAGGGCAACUUGAGUAGAUUAAGACUACACUAAAUUCGACAGCAAUAUAAAUUCAUCAAAGAAUAAUUUAUGAAGCGGUUCGAUUGCUUGAACUAAU
Schizosaccharomyces octosporus yFS286 is the source of this 2309-nucleotide messenger RNA. Its product is annotated as CTP synthase Cts1. The transcript is spliced from 2 exons. Gene Ontology annotation, molecular function: identical protein binding; CTP synthase activity. Gene Ontology annotation, biological process: pyrimidine nucleobase biosynthetic process; CTP biosynthetic process. The record is from RefSeq and is a predicted model, not a curated record. Bases 82 to 1884 code for a protein of 600 amino acids. Lineage: Eukaryota; Fungi; Ascomycota; Schizosaccharomycetes; Schizosaccharomycetales; Schizosaccharomycetaceae. Gene Ontology annotation, cellular component: cytoophidium; cytoplasm.